UUGGUGCUGAUGCGGGACGGCACAGCGAGUGCGCUGGGAUGCGCAUCCCCGAGCGAGUGCUGAACGGCGCUCGGCGUUUUUCGCGUCGUGUGCACUUUUCUUCGGCUUUACGUGUACAGAAGUGAGUGAGGCGGAGGCAGACUGAGUCUCGUGCCGGCGGCGAUGGACGGCUCUCCGAUCAUUUUUGGGCACAACUGAAUCAAUGAGUGCGGUCCGCCGCAGCCUGGAUAAUGUGUAUUGACCGUCGCUGCCUGGCGCGUGUGUGAGAGAGAGAGAGAGAGAAAGAAAGAAAGAAAGAGAAGGAGAGAGAGAGAGAAAGAGGUAUUUCUGUGCAUUUCUGCGAGCGCCAUGGCGGACGCGGCCGAGUGCGGGGUCCGAGUCAUGUGCCGCUUCCGUCCGCUCAACGAGUCCGAGGUGGCGCGAGGCGACCAGUUCAUCCCGCGGUUCAAGGGCGACGAGACGGUGCUCAUCACGGGCAAGUCCUACGUGUUUGACAGGGUCCUGCCCCCGAACGCGACCCAGGAACAGGUGUACAACACCUGCGCCAAACAGAUCGUCAAAGAUGUCCUGGGCGGCUACAACGGCACCAUCUUCGCCUACGGCCAGACCUCCUCGGGAAAGACUCACACCAUGGAGGGCAAGCUCCAUGACUCCCAGCUGAUGGGGAUCAUCCCCCGCAUCGCGCGCGACAUCUUUGACCACAUUUACUCCAUGGACGAGAACCUGGAGUUCCACAUCAAGGUCUCCUACUUUGAGAUCUAUCUCGAUAAAAUCCGAGACUUGCUGGACGUGUCCAAGACCAACCUGGCCGUCCAUGAGGACAGUAACAGAGUGCCCUACGUCAAGGGCUGCACGGAGCGCUUUGUGUCCAGCCCCGAGGAGGUGAUGGAUGUCAUCGACGAGGGGAAAGCGAACCGACACGUCGCCGUCACAAACAUGAACGAGCACAGCUCCCGGAGCCACAGCAUCUUCCUCAUCAACAUCAAGCAGGAGAACGUGGAGACGGAGAAGAAGCUCUCGGGGAAGCUCUACCUGGUGGACCUGGCGGGCAGCGAGAAGGUCAGCAAGACGGGGGCGGAGGGGGCGGUGCUUGACGAGGCCAAGAACAUCAACAAGUCUCUCUCCGCCUUGGGGAACGUGAUCUCUGCCCUGGCGGAGGGAACCAAAACGCACGUGCCGUACAGGGACAGCAAGAUGACCCGCAUCCUGCAGGACUCGCUGGGGGGAAACUGCAGGACCACCAUCAUCAUCUGCUGCUCGCCGUCCGUCUUCAACGAGGCCGAGACCAAGUCCACGCUCAUGUUCGGUCAGAGGGCCAAGACCAUCAAGAACACGGUGUCGGUGAACAUGGAGCUCACAGCCGAGGAGUGGAAGAAGAAGUACGAGAAGGAGAAGGACAAGACCAGGAGCCUGAAACAUGCCAUACAGAGGCUGGAGGCGGAGCUUCGCAGGUGGAGGAGUGGGGAAACGGUUCCGGAGGAGGAGCGGCUCAGGGAACAGAAAGCCCCGGGGGGGUGCGACGGCACGUUCGCCGCCGACUGCCGCGCCUCGUCCGCCCGCCCGCUCUCCGGGGAGGAGAAGCGCAAGUACGAGGAGGAGAUCGGCGAGCUCUACAGACAGCUGGACGACAAGGACGACGAGAUCAAUCAGCAGAGUCAACUGGCCGAGAAACUCGAGCAGCAGAUGUUGGAUCAGGAUGAGCUGCUGGCGUCGACACGGCGUGACCACGACAAGAUCCAGGAGGAGCUGUCGCGCCUGCAGAUGGAGAACGAGGCGGCCAAGGAGGAGGUGAAGGAGGUGCUGCAGGCCCUGGAGGAGCUCGCCGUCAACUACGACCAGAAGAGCCAGGAGGUGGAGGACAAGAGCCGCGCCAACGAGCAGCUGAGCGAGGACCUGGCACAGAAGACGAACGCCCUGACCGCCGCGCAGAUGGAGCUCUCCCAGCUACAGGAGCUCAGCAGCCACCAGCAGCGCCGCGCUGCCGAGGUCCUGGGCCUGCUGCUGAAAGAUCUGGCCGACAUGGGAGCCGUCAUCGGCACGGGCGACAUCAAGGCGGUGACGGAGGCCAACGGCGUGAUCGAGGAGGAGUUCACCGUGGCCCGCCUCUACAUCAGCAAGAUGAAGUCGGAGGUGAAGACGCUGGCGAACCGCAGCAGGCAGCUGGAGAGCGCCCAGGCCGACGCCAGCCGCAAGAUGCAGGCCAACGAGAAGGAGCUCGCCGCCUGCCAGCUGCUCAUCUCCCAGCACCAGGCCAAGAUCAAGUCCCUGACAGACUACAUGCAGAAUGUGGAGCAGAAGAAGCGGCAGCUGGAGGAGAGCCAAGAUGCUCUGAUGGAGGAGCUGGCCGGACUGCAGGCUCAGGAGAAGAUGCACGAGGUAUCUGUGAUGGACAAGGAGAAGGAGCACCAGACGCGGCUCCAGGAUGCCGAGCAGAUCAAGAAGGCCCUCGAGGAGCAGAUGGAGAGCCACCGGGAGACCCACCAAAAGCAGCUCAGUCGCCUGCGGGACGAGAUCGAUGAGAAGCAGCGGAUGCUGGAUGAGCUCAGGGAUCUCAACCAGGGGUUGGAGCUGGAGCAGGACAAGCUCAGGUCCGACUAUGAGAAGCUGAAGCUGGAGGAGCAGGAGAAGGACGCAAAGCUGCAGAAGCUCAUCUCGCUCAACGAGAAGCAGGAGCAGGCCAAGGAGGACCUCAAGGGCCUGGAGGAGACAGUAGCCAAGGAACUGCAGACGCUUCACAACCUGCGCAAGCUCUUCAUCCAGGACCUCAACUCCCGCGUCAAGAAGAGUGUCGAGCUGGACUGCGAUGAUACGGGAGGCAGUGCUGCACAGAAGCAGAAGAUCAUCUUCCUGGAGAACAACCUGGAGCAGCUCACUAAGGUCCACAAGCAGCUCGUGCGGGACAACGCGGACCUGCGCUGCGAGCUGCCCAAGCUGGAGAAGCGUCUUCGUGCCACAGCGGAGCGCGUCAAGGCCCUGGAGGCGGCCCUGAAGGAGGCCAAGGAGAACGCCAUGCGCGACCGCAAGCGCUACCAGCAGGAAGUGGACCGCAUUAAGGAGGCCGUGAGAGCCAAGAACAUGGCCAGGAGGGGACACUCUGCUCAAAUUGCAAAGCCCGUCCGCCCCGGUCAUCACCCCGGUCAUCACCCAGCAUCCUCUGCCAUGCUGGCUCACGCCAUUCGCGGGGAUAGAGGAGGCUCCGGCACCCCGCACCACCACAACAGCAAGUAGGAGACGAGAAGAAGCUGUGGAGCAUCAGGCCACGUUCAGAGCUCCUCCCACUGAAUCACCUCUCCCACCCCGUCCAUUCGCCACCCAAGCCACGCCCCCUUGCCUUGAACCAGGUGCUUAAUGACAUCCGUCCGCGCUCCCUUCCCGCCGACACCAGCUGCUUGCUACCUCAACGAGGUCUCAGCGGCGCCGCCUGGGGGGUCCUCGCAGACGUGCGUCAUGGCAGACAGACGUGGAGGAGGUUCACCCGUAGGCAGAUUGGUGUCGCUCCCCGGGCCUGCUGAGGCAGGUGCACGUCUCCACAGCGUCACUUCAGCAUCUUCUCUCUGUAGUUCUUAGACAGGCCCCUUGGUGUUUGGUGUAAAACAUGGUGCAGCAUAGUCAGCCUGAGAGACACUCAAGAGCACAAGAGGCGCGGGAAGGCGUCAGUGAGAACAACCCCCCGAGCCAACGAGUCUCGAACGUAGAUUGUUCCGGAACUCCACUCUCUCACGGCGACUUCGCUUGCACCAGGUUCAGUUGCAUAAUUUAUGAUUUGUUGAUUUUUAUACCUGCUGGAAUGUUGCUUUUGAUACAGAAAACACCUUAUUUUGAUAUAUUAUUUAUUUUCAGAUGUAUGUUUUUUCUUUAAUUUUUUCAGAUGCAAUAUUUUACUUUUUAUUUUUGCAUUUCAGAAAUGUUUACAAUAUUAUCUAACAGUGCGGUUUCUGGUUCAGUACAAUGGAAUGGAACUGUAAAAGUUUGCCAAGCUUUUUAACAAAAAUGUAGUCACACGUCUCUAAUAUUUUGGUCAGCAGUUGAAUGAUUUGUAUUAAACACAUUUUUUGCUGUGAAGGCCACGUUAUUAACUACUUUAAAUUGUUACUAAUUACUAAUUUUUAUUGUUCCUAAAGGACAGGGUUAGAAUAAUCAGGACCAGGGUGACCGCGGUCAAACACACACAGUAUGGUCCUGACUGCAGGGAUGCUGAUCAGCCAUUCAGUCCACCUUGCAGUGAAUGAAAUUUGAUAUACUGGGUAUUCCAGGUGUAUUAACGUGUUUCAACCACUGCAGAAAUUGAAAAAUUAAAAUGAUUGUUUCCCUGGUCCAGUAUUUGAUCGAAAACAUUUUUUCCUUGUUUUCAAUAUUGUUGCGGUCAGUUUCCGGUGUAGUUGUCACUAAAGAUUGCCAGUAAAAGGGCAAAUUUAAAUAUCAAACAAACAAUUCAUCCUGGGGCUAAUGGGGUGAACUGAAUUCCACUGAUGCUCCUUGCAUUAUGGUGAUAACUGUUGUCGAAGAACAGUUUCCUUCAGUGUAAUAUUUAUUUGUAUGUUUGUUUAUUUAUUGGAUUUUGGCCUUUUUUUAAGGGAAGUCAGGGUUCAUUAAUGUUGACUGUAUUUUCACUGGAUUCUUGCUGCUCACCAGACACUUGCUGGUCCUUCUUAUUCCUCUUCAGUCUUAUAUCGGACAUCAAGGCAGGUACUUUAUAAUCUCUUUAAGCUACAAUAUCUUGUCUGUACUUGUAUUUUUAUAGUUCGCUAAACAGCGAUGUUUCUAUUUUAUACUACUGUUUUUUCAUUUCCAUUUUGGAAUUGUGUUUUCACCUGAUGUACUCACUGGCCUUUAUGCUGGGUGUGUUGGUGUAGACAGUCACCGCAGUCAUCUCCUCAUCCAGACCUGAAGCCUUAGAGGCGCUGGAUCCAUCCUUCCUCGUGUCAGUGAAUAGUGAACAAAGUUUGUAUUGUCAACCUUAAAAUCAGCUGCUCCUUGUCUCAGUUGGGUAUUUACCAUCCAAAGUCUGAAAUCAGUGGUGAAAAAAGUCAUGUUUAUUCUGACUUUGCUCUGAUUCACUCCAGUUACCAUGGCAUUUGUCCCUAUCGCCGUGCUAUUUGUUGUAUGACCAUGGCACGCAGUAACAAUUGUUCAGUUAUUAACAUCAAGCCCCUCAAAAACACCCUAGUAAUGAAUAGGUUUUCUUAUUGCAACAAGUGAAAUUAUCUGGAUACUGCAGUGGGGCAUCUUCUAUGGACAGGAGAGUCUCCUAGAUCCAGAAGAUUCUCAGAGGGACAGAAGGAUCUCUGAGGAACAAGAGGAUAUCCUGCGUACAGGAAGUUCUCUCAGGAGCAGUAGGAUCUCCGAGAUCCAGGAGACUCUGAUGGGGCAGUAGGGUCUCCUAGAUACAAAAGGUUCUGCUAGGGACUGGAGGAUCUCCCAGAUACAGGAGGUUCUCAUAGAGGCAGGAGGAUCUUCCAGUGUUCGCUGUUGCACCACCUGCUCAAACUUACACCGAUCUGACAAAGUUCAGGAGAAAGGCCAUGGUGACAGGAUCGAAUCAGUGCAGUAGUGCCGCAACAUGCAUCUGUCCAGUUUGUGAAGUGUGUGCUUGUGAGCUGUUCACAUGCCAUGAGAUAUUUGACACACCCUUUCGUCCUGGAAAUAAUAAUUUUAGAAAAUGAACACCAAGAGAGAAAGGCCACAGAAUUAUGUGGAAGUGAGAGGAAGGAGCCCCAGGGCCGACUGGGUUGGGAAGGGUCCAGUUGAAGCUCCCUUCCCAGGUGGCUACAGGUCCUUAACGGUCUCACAUGUCCAGCUGAUGCUGAUGAAAAUCGCAUGGUGUAAAGAUCCCCCCUGAAUGUCAAGUAAAAAAAAUAAAGUCA
Scleropages formosus (Asian bonytongue) is the source of this 5864-nucleotide messenger RNA. It is a transcript of the gene kif5c, whose product is annotated as kinesin family member 5C. Gene Ontology annotation, molecular function: ATP binding; microtubule binding; microtubule motor activity. Gene Ontology annotation, biological process: microtubule-based movement. The coding region runs from base 349 to 3228 and encodes 959 amino acids. Lineage: Eukaryota; Metazoa; Chordata; Actinopteri; Osteoglossiformes; Osteoglossidae. The transcript is spliced from 26 exons. The record is from RefSeq and is a predicted model, not a curated record.